GCCGCAGCGCGAGCGGAGGAGAGGGGCCGGCGGAGCGCGCAGCGCCCAGGCCCCCGCGCCCGCCCGGCCCGGCCCGCGGCCCCGCGCCGCCUCCGCUCGGACGCGGCGGCCGCCUCACGACCUGGCCAUCUGGCUUUAGGGUCUCUGUAAGGCCGUCUUCUUCUCUCAUUCGCUCAUCUGCCAGGAAGAGAGACUCGCCGUUAGCGCUUCGGCCUCCAGUUCAUUGAGAAAAACGAGGAAAUACUCCGCGUGCGCUUCUGGAAAGGGGGGCGGGAGGGGGGGUCGCCUCCAGCCCUGAACCUCGGAGUGUUAAUCGGCUGGGGACUUGGCUCCGGAUUUUCCUCUCCUUUUUAACUCCCGCCGAUUGCUCCGAAGUUGGACUGAAGCAGAGUUUGGAAAGAAGGGGGGAAAGUUUGCAUCGGGGCUGGAAUUAUUUGCACACCGCUGGAAGAAGAGACUCCAACGGAGAGGGGUUGGUGCAAAGCCGCGAUCACGGAAUUCAGAUGUGUUCUAAGCCUGCUGGAGUGACCACACUUCCAAGACCCGAUGGAGGCCAGAGCUCAGAGUGGCAGUGGGUCACAGCCCUUGCUGCAGGCACCCCGUAACAGUGGGAGACAGCGUGGGGAGCCUGACCCUAGAGAAGCCCUCAUCCAGCAGGCACACGUGCUGUCCCUGGAUCAGAUCAGAGCUAUACGAAACACCAAUGAGUACACAGAGGGGCCUACUGUUGUCCCGAGACCUGGCCUCAAGCCUGCUCCUCGCCCCUCUGCUCAGCACAAACACGAGAGACUCCACGGUCUGCCGGAGCACCGCCAGCCUCCCAGGCUCCAGCACCCGCAGGCCCAUUCUUCUGCACGAGCACCUCUGUCCAGGUCUAUCAGCACGGUCAGCUCGGGGUCUCGGAGCAGUACGAGGACAAGUACCAGCAGCAGCUCCUCGGAACAGAGACUGUUGGGACCAUCCUUCUCCUCUGGGCCAAGUGCCGACGGGAUAAUCCGGGUGCAGCCCAAAUCUGAGCUCAAGCCAGGUGAGCUUAAGCCGCUGAGCAAGGAAGAUUUGGGCCUGCAUGCCUACAGGUGUGAGGACUGUGGCAAGUGCAAGUGUAAGGAGUGCACCUAUCCGAGGCCCCUGCCAUCGGACUGGAUCUGCGACAAGCAGUGUCUUUGCUCGGCCCAGAACGUGAUUGACUAUGGGACUUGUGUGUGCUGUGUGAAAGGUCUCUUCUAUCACUGUUCUAGCGAUGACGAGGACAACUGUGCUGACAACCCGUGUUCUUGCAGCCAGUCUCACUGUUGUACACGUUGGUCGGCGAUGGGCGUCAUGUCUCUCUUUUUGCCUUGUUUAUGGUGUUACCUUCCAGCCAAGGGUUGCCUUAAGUUGUGCCAGGGGUGUUAUGAUCGGGUUAAUAGGCCUGGAUGCCGGUGUAAAAACUCAAACACAGUUUGCUGCAAAGUUCCCACUGUCCCACCCAGGAACUUUGAAAAACCAACAUAGCAUUAUUAAUCAGGAAUAUUACAGUAAUAGGAUUGUUCCUUUUUUUCUCUC
This is a messenger RNA of Eptesicus fuscus (big brown bat), 1545 nucleotides long. RefSeq names its product sprouty RTK signaling antagonist 2 (gene SPRY2). The transcript has 2 exons. The coding region runs from base 547 to 1494 and encodes 315 amino acids. Gene Ontology annotation, cellular component: membrane; cytosol. NCBI's taxonomy places the organism in Eukaryota, Metazoa, Chordata, Mammalia, Chiroptera, Vespertilionidae. Gene Ontology annotation, biological process: animal organ development; negative regulation of Ras protein signal transduction; multicellular organism development. The record is from RefSeq and is a predicted model, not a curated record.